AUGACGCUGAGUGACUACAGAUCACUGGGAGGCCACACAGCCACCCCCCACUCUCGGCCAUACAUGACCUCACUGCAGAAGGCCGGCACCCAUUUGUGUGUGGGUGUCCUGAUGCACUCUAGAUGGGUGCUGACAGCCGCCCACUGCCUGCUGGAGGGCAAGGUGAAGUCCAUUAAGACCAUCCUGCCCCUGCCCCACAGGCCCCAGGUAGUGCAGGCUGGAGUGUGGUGUAAUGUGGCCAGCUGGGGACUGACCCACCAUGGAGGGCAGCACUUGCAGGAGCUGGAUGUACAAGUGUUGGACCAUCAGAUGUGCAACAACAGCUGCUUCUAGCAUGGUCCUGGGACUCAGGAGGCACCUCUGGUUUGCAAAAACGAGGUGGCUGGGAUCCUGUCCUUCAGCUCUCAGGCCUGCACCACCCAUGGCCUCUACUGUGGACCCCUAAAAGUCCUAGAUCAAGAUCUGACCAAGCACUGGUGA
Messenger RNA from Elephantulus edwardii (Cape elephant shrew), 480 nucleotides. RefSeq names its product granzyme M (lymphocyte met-ase 1) (gene GZMM). The record is from RefSeq and is a predicted model, not a curated record. NCBI's taxonomy places the organism in Eukaryota, Metazoa, Chordata, Mammalia, Macroscelidea, Macroscelididae. Gene Ontology annotation, molecular function: serine-type endopeptidase activity. Gene Ontology annotation, biological process: proteolysis. The transcript is spliced from 4 exons.